This is a messenger RNA of Prunus avium (sweet cherry), 1739 nucleotides long. The record is from RefSeq and is a predicted model, not a curated record. Lineage: Eukaryota; Viridiplantae; Streptophyta; Magnoliopsida; Rosales; Rosaceae.
GCUGUGUUUACAGCCUGUUUCACCUUCAUAUCUCUAUCUUCCUCUUUCAGUCUUCCUACUCUCUCUCUCUCUGCUCCCUUAUAUUCCUCAUCCCACCCAACCCAACCAUCAAAACUAUCGAACUCCCAAAUCAGAACCAGACAAACGCCAAAAAGACUUCAAUGGAUCCGUGCCCAUUUGUACGGAUCCUAGUCGGAGACUUGACCGUCAAGUUUCCCACGGCAUCCAGGCCAUCCUCCUCCACCGUCCACCCGUCGUCGUCCCCUUGCUUUUGCAAGAUCAAACUCACCAACUUCCCCCACCAAUCCUCUACAGUCCCUCUGAUCCUAAGCAACGGUCAAAACCUAGAUACGACGACCCACGAUCACUCCCUCUCCGCCUGCUUCAAUUUGAACAAAACCCAAAUCGAAAGCUUAGCCUCCAAGCGGCCCUGUUUGAAGAUUUCGAUCUACACGGGUCGGGUCGGCGUCACGUGCGGGUUACAAAGCGGGAAAUUGUUGGGUCGGGUUAUUGUGCCGUUGUCGGACCUGGGUUUGGCGGAGUCCAGACCCGUCGUGUAUCAGAACGGGUGGGUCGCCAUUGGAGGAGGGAAGAAGAAUGGCAGUGGGUCCUCGUCGGCGCAGUUGUUUUUGAGCGUCCGGGCGGAACCCGACCCGAGAUUCGUUUUCCAGUUCGACGGAGAGCCCGAGUGUAGCCCUCAGGUUUUUCAAGUGCAAGGGAAUGUGAAGCAGCCGGUGUUCACUUGCAAGUUUGGGUUCAGAGAUAUGCAAUCGAGGUCAAUCUCUUCAGAGCCAGGCACACCGAGAAAUUGGCUGCCUUUUGGUGGGGCCCACAAGGAGCAAAGCGCGAAGGAGCGAAAAGGGUGGUCCAUUACGAUCCACGACCUGUCCGGCUCGCCCGUGGCGGCGGCUUCCAUGGUGACGCCGUUCGUGGCCUCGCCCGGCUCACACUGCGUAAGCCGGUCCAACCCUGGGGCGUGGCUCAUCCUCCGACCGAACGAGGGCACGUGGCAGCCGUGGGGACGGCUCGAGUCGUGGCUCGAGCGCGGCGGGUCCGACACGGUCGGCUACAGGUUCGAGCUCCAGAACACGACGCUCGCGAACUCCACCCUCGGCGCGAAAACUGGCGGGAAAUUCUCGAUCGACCUGACGUCGAGCCCCACUCCGGCGAACAGCCCUCACAGCAGCUUCGACUUCGGGUCCGGAACCGGGUCGAGGCCUGGAUCAGGAUCAGGGUCGGACUUCGGGUUCGGGUUGUUCCCGCAGUUGAUUCAGAGAGGGUUUGUGAUGUCGUCGACGGUGGAAGGCGUCGGGAAGUGUAGCAAGCCGGAGGUCGAGGUCGGGGUGCAGCACGUGACCUGCACGGAGGAUGCGGCUGCUUACGUGGCAUUGGCGGCGGCGAUGGAUCUGAGCAUGGAUGCUUGCCGCCCGUUUUCUCAGAAGCUCCGGAAGGAGCUAAGGCAGCAGUAGAUUCGGAAGGCGGGGGUUGUCGUUUCGCGGGGAAGGGUUUGUCGUUUUGUAGUUGGGUAGGCAUUGGAUUCGUUUUUUUGGCGAUUAACUGCCAACACAGCAUUUUUUUGCUGCCAAUUUAUUUUUAUUUUUAUAAUUUUUUUUUGGAUGAGACUGUACAGUGAGGAAUGAGUAGGCAGGAUUUUAAUUUUUAAAUCAAUUUUAUUUUCUUGUGAUCUGUGAAUUCUUGUUGGGCUAUUUUGUUAAUACAUGGUUUGAGUUUUUCUUCGA